Messenger RNA from Mya arenaria, 2989 nucleotides. RefSeq lists its product as uncharacterized. Lineage: Eukaryota; Metazoa; Mollusca; Bivalvia; Myida; Myidae. The transcript is spliced from 2 exons. The coding region runs from base 568 to 2676 and encodes 702 amino acids. The record is from RefSeq and is a predicted model, not a curated record.
GCGAUAUUUGAUAGAAACCUGGGCCGACAUGGCUCUUUCUAUUUGCAAAUGGAAUUAAUUUGAUUAGUGAUAAACUAAUUAAAGUGAAUUCAGCAAAAUUACAUGUUCACUCCUCACAUUGUAAUGCUCAUACGCGGAUACCAUUAAGAUGACUGAACUGGUCAGUUAAGAGUUUAAAUGGAAUUUAAGAAUACGGGGUAGCUUUGCCAUGGGCAUGAUCAUCACCAGCGCAUUCGUCGAGUGCCUUCCAUGAAGGACCGUAUUGAGCGAAGAAGAAUACGUGAUGCUGCAUUCGUUGGUAAUCCCUGAACAUGGAUUGGAAGUAUAUUUCAUGCAACAGGCUCUAUGUGAAUAAUUUUGAUUUAGAGGAAACAGUAUGACUGACCAAUUCAGAACAAUGUGAUCCGCGAGCUUCGAAAGAAGUUAACCACGAGGAUGAAUAUUUUGAAAACUGAAUACAAAACCCAUCUGCAAUCAUUUCGCGUUUAAUUUUAUUCCGUGAUUCUUUCUGUAGUGCUAGUUGUAGUUUUUCAAUAGUUCGUAGUUGUUUCUUACACCAAAACCAAUAUGAGCACAGUGCUUCUUAUGUCCGAUACUUGGCAGCCGACAGUUCUUAGAAUCGUGCCAUUUUCCAGCAAUAACGCAAGAUCUCACGAUCCUCGGAGAAUGACCGGGAAAAAUCCGUCUGCCAGUCGUGGAUUUCCGGUCCUUGCAGUAACUAGGCCGCCGAAUAGUAACUUGGGUUCGGCAAAUUCCGAUAUGAGGUCGGACGUUAAAUCAGUGAACUCGCUAAGGUCCGAUGUGUUUCCGGAAUCGGACACAGUGUCAGUGUAUUCGGAUGCACAUCAAUCCGGAUGUUCCUCUAACACAUCUCGGACAAACAAUUUGGAGUCUCCGUUUAAACGAACUAAGAAAUUUAAAAAGAAAGUUCCCGAAAUUCACUCAGAAAUGAAAGAAGCCUUGAAAUUCAGUGUUCAGGACAUAAACGACCAACUGUCUUCUUCUUCAUCCUUUGUGUCGUCUGAAAACAAAGAUGAACAGGAGAAGGUUGCGCGCGUGGAUAACACGCGGACUAAGCUUCCAAAACCGAGUUUCCCAUCUUCAGAUGCACGGACAUUUUGUUCACCUGUUAACGGCGUUAGACGUUCUGUACCAUUGACUCCUGGUGAAAUGGAACUCCAGAGAAUAAGAGACAGUAACUAUGUGGAGCAAGUGCAGAAGAAGAAGAAAUUUAAGCUGAACGUUAAUCAGCUCCCGAGAAGCACAACUCCCAUUAACGACCAUGAUCCCGACAAACUCAACAUGAAACAAGUGAUAGCAUUUUUACAAACAAAAACCUCAAAGGACAUCCAGAAGCGGAUAUUGAAUGACAAGAAAGGCUUACCUUAUGGGGAGUCAAGAUCAAGUUCAACGCUUUCGAGAAAAGAUUCUGGGGUGUCUGUGAAAGAACUUUCUUCACAAGUUCCAAAUGUUGUGUAUGCAAAGGAUAAUGUUAAAGGUUUACCGCGGUGUAACUCUGAGCUAAAGGCUAUAGACCAACAAGAGAAAAACGUAGAUGACAAUCGGCGAGCCUCAGGGUGUGCGUCGAGUAUGUCGAUCAAGAGUGCACCAAACAUGCUUCAUGAUGGCAAAACCACUGACAAAGCCAUGAAGGCAAAGAGUGUAGUGAGUGUGCGGUCUUUCAGGGACAGAACCCGAGCUAAGCGUAACGAGAGGCAAAGGCCAAUGAAGGAAUUUAAAUUAUACCGUUUCUUGGCCAUAGCACCUGAUGAAAACCAUCCUGGUUUGACUACAACGGUGACGGAAUCAGUACCGAGUUAUGAAAAAAGUAUCAGGUUUAAUGAAGUUCGAUCCAAAACUGUUGAGUCACCACGUAAAUCAGUUCCUUUUCGGAAACCACGAGAAACCGGGACUGCGCAUGUGCUACACCGUCACGUGCUAAACAGGGCGACCUUGACCCCACCAAAGGUUGAGGUUAAGGAAAUUACACCUGAACCGUCACCGAGGGCCAUACGUUUACCGAUUAUGACCGAAUCCGGGCGGAAUACACCAGAACAGGAAGAAGCACCAGAAAAUGAGGACGAAACGUGGUCGACAACCUCCGCAACGUACAAUUCCACCAAAAACGAGGAAAGACUUGCGAUGCCUAAGAAAGGUAAAGCCAUAGCUUUUGAUGAUAAGGUAGAAGUGAAUAAUGUCUCAAAUGACGAACCUGAAAUUACAAGUGCUGUGAUAAACGGAUAUGAGUCUCAAAAUGAAUUUCCAGUGCGGACAUACAAGCACCCGACUUUUCCGCGAGUAAACAUAUCGGGUCCGAAGCAUAUACAUAUCAGCGUUCCACAAGAGAGCAAAAAGAGCUACUCCCAAGAGAUUGUGCGUCUAACAUUAAGACAAGACAAGAACGCAACUCGUGUUACUAGUUAUAUGAGUGACAUACAACAGGCUGAUCUGGACACAUAUUCUGAAGUUGACAAUGGAAAUGAAAGUGACCAACAUUGGGUGAAACAUGGUGAAACAAGCGAACAGGAACAGCGCUGGGUUAGGCACGGUGAGCCAAACCCGCAGGAACGCGCAGAAUGGGUGGAACAUACGCGACAGAAUUUACAUGCAGUUACAAAUAACAAUUUCAUCAAAGUUAGGCGGAAACUUAAGACUAAUAUGUACAACAAUGAAUAGUUAAUAUAAUGUUUAUUAUACAAUUGUUUUCAUAUGUUUAACUAUAUCAUGAAAGCAGUAUUAAAGUUAUAAACUAAAUCAGUGAGGCCAAAAGUCGAAUAUAUAUUUAUAUAUAAAUACAUGUAUGUCAAUGCUUUAGUAUAAUUAAAGGCAAUUUAUUCUCAAAGGUUUGUUCAAGUAGCAAUACAAGAAAUGCACCCUUACUGUCCAUGAUCUUGCAUAAGAUACAUGGUAUAAAGAACACGAUGAAUACCUUGAAUGCCUUAGGUAAACUUCGAAUAGAAUCUCUAUUAUAGCUUUUCCCUUCUCAAUA